UGUCCCUGUUUCCAGGGUUCCCCCCUCACCGUCUGUACGUGGCUGAUGAGGUCACUCUGAGGUGUAAGGAUGGCGGCACUGUUCUCAACAAUGAUGUAAAAUGGUACAAAGAUGGAGUCCAGCUCUCCGACAACAAUCGAAAUGGCAAGUUAGAAAUUGCUGCGGCGACAGUGUCGGACUCAGGGAGGUACACCUGUGAGAGUGGAGGCGAGAGGAGUGAUGAAGUGGAGAUCAAAGUGCUGGACAUGGUGCCCCUGGCAUCGCUCUCUUUUUUAAACAGAGCGAAGACUGUUCUAGGUAAAGGAGGUGCGGUUCUCAUGGAGCUCUACGUGGAGGAGGGGCUGAAUGACUGGUGGUGUCGUUAUACAGAAGGUGAAGGUGAAAAGUGGCUCCCUUUGCUGCCAGAGAAGUGGACGAACAGCAACCGCAGUGUGGUCAUACACGCUAACGUUGAACAUGUAGGCGGCAGGAUCUUCUGGUGCAUGAACACUAAGGGGAGUCCAAAGGAGGAGCGUCCACGCAGUAACGCCGUCAAGCUCACAGCUACAGAGAAAAUGGUGAUGCUGCAGAUAUCCCAAAGGCCAGCGUGGUCGGGUGAUACUGUCUCUCUGAGCUGUGAUGUGAAGGGUGGUGCACAGGUGGACCAGGCUGUGUUUUAUAAGGAUGGGACAGAAAUCAAAAACGAUGCAUCAAAGGAUACAGUUGUCAUCUCAAAUGUUGCAAAGUCUGACCAAGGCAUGUACGCCUGCAACGCCACCUACAGGUUCACCCACAUCAGUGAAGAUGCACCAACCCAUAACAUGCUCUCCGAUCAACAGAUUCUUACAGUCAUAGACGGUCCUCCUAUGGCCCACCUGGACUGUGAGAAACUGUACUGUGAGUGCCAGAAGUGUAGAGAUUCUGACUCCUACCGCUGGCAUUACACUCCCCCUGGAGAAACACGAACAGUGGUACUGGAGGAGUCUGACUACUACAUCAGCUCUAAGUGGGCUGGGACGUACACCUGCUCUGCCAAAUUUGAGGGGAUAGGCCAGUCCCGCCACAGCAACGAGUGUAUCCUGAAAGAUCCUCCUGAUGCGUUCAACGCCCAAGAAAACACUGAGGAGCAGUUAUCAGAGGUGCCUCAGGAGGCAGAGAUACAGCUGUCACAUUUGCUGCCUGACUGUGACCCUCCUCAGGCCAAGCAUUUAAGGACAGAAGAGAUGGUGGACAUCCAGCGUCAGCUUCUACAGGAGGUUUCAGCGCUUCGUAAGGUGCAGGAAGAGCUGUUGAAGGUUGAGAGAGAAAAGCUGGAACUUGAAAAAGAAAAACUACAACUGCAGAAAAAAGAAAUAUAAAGAGAAUGAGAGUGGACGGCCCAACUUCAUUGCGCCACUGGUGGUGGGGCUGUUUGUGGCAGGGUUGCUGAUACUGUUGGUGACAUUGUUUAUCUGCAACAGACUCAAGAACAAGGGUGUGGACAAUGAAUACAUGCAACAUAAAUACAAUAGUACUAAUAAUUUUUCACUUUAAAUUAAUUGCUUUCGACUUAAUCUUUUUUAAGUUUUAUUUUUGUAACUAUUUUUGCAAAUGUCUUUCUGUGGUGUCAGAUCUCAGGACCUCAUAAGUUUUAUCCUUAAUACUUUUAUUUUUCUGUGUUUGUGUAAAACACUUUGAAUUGCC
Molecule: messenger RNA, 1662 nt
Organism: Colossoma macropomum (tambaqui)
Lineage: Eukaryota; Metazoa; Chordata; Actinopteri; Characiformes; Serrasalmidae
Product: obscurin-like
Exons: 7
Biological process (GO): cell surface receptor signaling pathway
Molecular function (GO): transmembrane signaling receptor activity
Source: RefSeq, a predicted model, not a curated record